GUCGGACCUACACAGUGAUGACUUGUAGAACAACAACAAAAAAAAUGAUUAACAGGCAUUUUGACAAUGACACUGCUAUACAGAGAAAUAAAAGGAAUUAACAGGAGUAGUAACCAGCAAAGUUUCAGAAUGGCUGAGGAACAGAGAACUGAAGUUGCUACAAGAAUGGGGACAAGAAGACAGACAAUGCUGAAUGAGAGGAAAACUAAGGAAGAACAAAAUGAGCAACAAAAUAAUAAACCAAAUGAAUGUGCAGAACCAUUCGCCUGCUGUGGCUGUAACAGAACAUUUAGCACUCCAGCAGGUUGCAAAAGGCAUAUGCGUUACUGUGCGUUAGCUGAUGGAUCAUUAUUAGUGGUAGACAAGAGUAGCAUGGACAACGCCAGUGGGCCUGAGAAUAGUUUACGAGGCAGGCAAAAUUCAGGGAAUAGUGAAGCAGCUAACCCAGCAGAAGCACAAGCUAAUGGUAGCCCUCAGCAACAGAUAAAAGGCACAGUUUUGAAUACAGUAAAUGAGCUUAUAGACGAAACUUCAGCUUUGGGUCCAGGUAAAUGUCAUUGUUGUGGUGAAGACCUCGACACUGCACACUCGGGGGGUGACUUUGAAUGUGUUGAUUGCUCUAAAAGCUUCAAGUUGAAGUCCAGUCUGGAGAGGCACAGAAGAGUGAUUCACAUGGAAGGAGAGACAUAUACAUGCCCAGAGUGUAAUGCAAGAUGUCCAGACAAAGGAACUCUUGCAAGGCACAUGUACACUCAUACGGGUCUGAAACCCUAUUCAUGCUCACGUUGCCAGAAAACCUUUAGCAGAAAAUAUCAUUUGGAGCGACAUGUUGCACAAACAGGCUGUGAUGGGAAGUCGAGGCCAAGUUUUCCAUGUCAGGUGUGUGGGCGAAUGUUCAGUCGGAAAGAUAAUUUGAGGCAGCAUUUACGUGCUCAUGCAGGUCAGGUGAUACGCAAGAAGACUUACACAUGUGAACAUUGUCAUCAUGAGUUUCAGGGUGCUACACUUUUGCAGGUGCAUUUGAGGACACAUACAGGUGAGAGACCAUAUCCUUGUGAUUUCUGUCCAAAGAGAUUUCCUUCAAGUGGUGCGAUGAAGAAACAUCGAAGGAUGCACACUGGCGAGCGACCUUAUGAAUGCAAGGAGUGCUAUGCCAAAUUUGCAGCAAAGGAAACACUGAAUCGUCACAUACGUACGCACACGGGUAUCAAACCUCAUAUCUGCCAGUUCUGUGGCAAGAGUUUUAUACAGUCUGCCCAACUUCGAGCUCACAUUUUCCAUCAUACAGGUGAAAAUGGGUUCACAUGUUCCCAUUGCGGCAAGGCAUUCAAUCGCAGAUCUCGUCUUCUUAUGCAUGUGAAAUAUAUUCAUGAAGGUGCAAAACCAUAUGAAUGUGAGCAAUGUUCAAAAACAUUUGUCCGAAAGGAAGAUCUGGCUCGUCACACUAUUCUACACUCAGGCAUAAAAGCACACAAAUGCCCAAUUUGCCAGAAGAGCUUUGCCAUGAAAUCUUCAUUGAAGAUACAUCUUUUGACACAUACAAAGGAACCACCCCGUUCUUGUGAUGAAUGUGGAAGAGCAUUCAUUCGGCAAGAUUGUUUACUCCGUCACAUGCGCACCAAGCACAGAGACAUGUUGGAGGAGAUAUUGGCUGAAACAGAAAAGAAAAAACUGCAACAGCAGCUUCUAGCUGCAGCAGCAGCUCAAGGGCCUGUUGGAUCUGGUGUGGGCCUGAAUGGUAGUGGAAGUGAUGGAAGUUCAGGUGACCCUAGUAGCAUACCAUCACUCAGUGAAGCUGCUCUCGCUGACUCAGUUCGUGAGCUGCUGGCACUGCUAGUGGACGAAGCCACUCUAAAGGCUUUUGGAUGGCCAGAAACACAAGUUGACCAGUUACUAGAGGCAGUCAUUCGUCGAUGUGGUCAUCAGCCUGUAACCUCAGAGGAGCUAUUGUACACAGAUAGAUUGCGUGAAAAUGCCAAGCUGCUGUUCACUGUUGUCAUAGAUGACUCUGCUGUCAAGACUUUGCUCAACAAUCAGACUGUGGACGAAGUUAUUUUGCAUGUACUUCGUCUCGCCAAGUCGUAAAAAUAAUUGUGUGUGUGGCUGGGCGGGUGGAUGGGUGUGCGCACGUGCACUUAGUUAGCUCCUGUCUCCAUGGUGUUUAUAUUGUUACAACAGAACCUGUUGCAUUCAUUUCAGUCAUUUCAGAUAUAUCUUUGAUGGAAUCUUAUGUGUUGAACUUAAAGUUUCUCUUUUUGAUUCUUCUUCAAUGAACACAUUACAUCCAGAGUCUGAAGUCAGUGAUUUUGUUAGCACAAAUGUAGGUUCUUGUACAGAACAUUUCUCUUUGCAUACCACCGAAUCAUCAAAGGAUUCAGGUAUGAAGUUUCUGUUAUGCUUUUACAAACCAUUCUUUUUUCUCUUUCUGCUUUCAGACUUCAGUAACAGUUGAUUGUUGCAUUUAAUAAUGGAGAUGUCUCAGUUAUCAGAAUUAUUCACAUUUACACCAUUUCUAUGCAAACUCCAUUUCAUUAUAUGAGUUUUCUUGAUUAGAAAUUUUCUUGUCUGCUAUUUUCCUUCCAUAUGUAAAAUCAUUCUGAUCGUAAUUUCUCCACGGUUUGGGGAAGCAGAUGUAAUCACAAAGUAUAGACAUCUUUGAGGCUCGCACAGUUGCAAAAAAACAGCCGUAUUUGUAAGGAGUUCAAUGUAUGUUAGCUUUAGGGAUCAUGAAAUUUAUCAGUUUGUUUUCAGAGUGAAAUAUCAAAUCCUACUUUUAUUAAUACAGAUUACAUUUUGUGAAUACUCGUUAUCUUGACUGAUACUAAGAGCCAUCUAGCAACUAAGAGCACCAGCAGAAAAUUAAUUAUCUGUAAAAAGAAAUAUGAUGAAACAUGUAACUAUAUUUUUUGUAUGUAAAUGAUGAGGAUGUAAGAUAUGAAUUAUUUUUUGAGAUAUUGACCUCAUUCUUUUACAAUUAUAAAGUCUUUUGAUAUAUAAGUGCUCUGUACAAAUCCAAUUUUGUAAAAUU
Messenger RNA from Schistocerca nitens (vagrant locust), 3028 nucleotides. Its product is annotated as gastrula zinc finger protein XlCGF57.1-like. Lineage: Eukaryota; Metazoa; Arthropoda; Insecta; Orthoptera; Acrididae. Gene Ontology annotation, molecular function: DNA-binding transcription activator activity, RNA polymerase II-specific; RNA polymerase II cis-regulatory region sequence-specific DNA binding. The coding region runs from base 67 to 2085 and encodes 672 amino acids. Gene Ontology annotation, biological process: regulation of transcription by RNA polymerase II. Gene Ontology annotation, cellular component: nucleus. The record is from RefSeq and is a predicted model, not a curated record. The transcript has 13 exons.